AUAUUUUUGGGGUCCAUAAAAUAAUGCAAAUUCUUUUUUUUGUGCUGUUUUGUAUUUUCUCGUGGAGUUGUGUCAAUUUUAAAUUUUAUCCUUGCUUUAUGUGGCAUUAGUCUGUGCUAUAUUACGUAUAAAAAUGGCUUGUAUAGAACAUUUAAAGAAAAAAUAUAAAAGAACACGUUUUAUUUAUAUAGUGGUGCAGAUUGAAAACAUGGAUUCUUGGGUUUCAAUAUUUGAUAUAAGGCAGUGUAAACAUAAUGAAUUGAUGCAGAAUAUUUAUGACACUGUACAAACCUUGCAGACACUUAAGGAGACUCAAUAGGAAACUAUGUUAAAAGUGAAACUUCUACUGUUACUACAACAGCAAAUUUUGUGAAAAGUUGGAAUCUACAUGCCUCAUUCAUUACUUCAAUCUUUGUUGCAUGAUAUUAAAUCCUGUCUUCAUGCACAUUCACAUAUCCUGCAUAGCAUACCCACACACAAUCUGUUUCAACACCCUAAAUUAUACUUUUAACCACAAAAACUACAGAUGGGUGUUGAUGUCAGAAAGUAUGACAACAUACAUUCAAAGCUUCAUUUGAAAAUCUCCCUCUCGGAUCCCACUCAAGAAAAACACAUUGUUAUAUGUUAUAAAUGGUUUAUAUGAUGCAGAUAUUUCUAUACUACAAGGUAAAUAAUAAAACGGACCGAUAAACUGAAAAAAACCUCUCUGUAGGGUCAGUCUUAGUGAUGAAAUGGCAAACUGUUACACAUUAGUGCAGCCAAUACUCUACACUUCACUGUGUAUCCCUCAGCGUGUGCUUCAUAUUGCAUUGAGUCACCUUUGGUCUGCGUUAGGAUGAGUCUGCAAUGGACCAGACACACUAAUACUAAUAUUGACCGUAGCUACAAUACGGUGGCUUGCCCUGAUGUGGUGCUUGUGUGCGGCAGCGCGUGUCUGUGUGGUUCCACUUGACAAAACCAACACCUUCUCAGGUCAAAGCGUAGCCUUCCAAAGUUCACCUGCACCUGGUCUUCUCAUAAAGGCCCACUCUGGCGUGAGACACACGGCCUGUGAUUGAUGGAAUCAACAGAGGGAAGCAUUUAUUGAAGCGGAUAAACGAUGGGUCGAGCGAGGGAAACAUAGGAAGCGAGACAGAGAGAGACUGAGAGAGAGAGAGGGGGAGAAAUGAGCUGCAUGUGGCACAGCAGUUAACCUGCAAAAAUCAGGCUUUGGAAUUGAGGAGCGAGGAGCAUCUCUGUGAUGCUAUCUGACGCGCCGUUAUUGCCAUGGCAUGUUGCACGUUACGUCUACUCAUAGAUCUGCACAAGUGGCAACAUCCGCGCACACAUAGAUGCACACAUCUCUCGGAUGUCGGCUUUUUGUGUUUCUCCAGUGGAAGCUAAAUGAAAGCAUUUCUCUAUCGCUAUUCGGGCCGGUCUGUGAGUGAUGUCACUGAAGGAAGGUGAGGUGUGUAUGCUUUUUAAGUCACGUUGGUGUCAAAGCAAAACAAUUGCCUCUCCGAUGUUAGAGAGGAAUCUAAACUUUUUCCUCUUCCAAAUUCAUUUUUUCUCCACAGUUAAAGCAGCAGGGAUGGCUGGUUUAGAUAUUACACCUUUCGUGAAGACUUGAGAUAACGCAACCGUGUGUCACACAGCAGUAAAAGGUGGAUGAUUAGCUCAAAUGGACAAACAAAGUGGGUGAAGAGAUAUUGCAGUGGGGCCGGUAGAGAAAGGGGAAGGAGAGGACAGGGGUGGUUUCAAAAUAAGAGGGAUGAGGAGCAGGAGGAAGGGCCCACCAGUCAUCUUCUCCUGCACCAGUCUCAAUGGACUUUGUCCUUCUGCAGCACGGCCGGAAGAAACCUGAGUGGACACGUUGGCCGGCCCAACGGUCUGUUAGCCAUCCUCUUAAACCCUCACUCGGGAGGGAGGUGGGAAGGAGGAGGAGGCAAAGACCGGAUGGCUGAGAAGAAAGGAGAGCAAAAAGCAACAGCCGAACAGACAGAGAGGCGAGAAGAACUAAAGUGAAACAACAGAGAUUUUAUUUAUUUUUUACCACAUGACAACAACAUUUUUGUCCCGUUAUGUGGAUUGAUACCAAAGCAGAUGUGGAGGAGAACAGCAGGACUCGCGCCAGCCGCAGUCAGCGUGUGAUGAGCGGCCUGCUGUUGUGUACUGGCGACAUGAAGCAUGUGGAUAAGUACAUGCAUGACAAGCAGUUUGUGCUGCAGCUGGCGGUGUGGGGCCUGAGAGGGGUGGCCAGAGUGAUCCUGGCCAACAACCCGCUGAGCGGGGCUCUCAUCCUGGCUGCACUGUUCUGGGACUCCCCCUGGCAGGGCCUGCUGGGAACUCUGGGUGUACUGGCCUCUACGCUAACAGCUGUAAUCAUAGGACAAGACAGUGCGGAGGUGGAAGGAGGUCUCCAUGGUUUUAAUGGCAUGUUGGUGUCUCUGCUGAUGGGAGUGUUCAGCUCUGCAGGACCUUGGUACUGGUGGCUGCUGCUGCCUGUCUGCUUUGGCUCAGCUAUGUGUGUCUUUCUGUUCAGUGGACUCUCCUCGGUGUUGGAUCGCUGGGACUUGCCUGUCUCAGUGUUUCCCUUCAACACCAUUAUUGUCCUUUACCUCCUCUGUACCGGCCCAGACAACCCUUACUUUCCGCACCACCCGGCUGCGCCACCGGGGAUGACAGAUCACAAUGGCACCGAACUGAUUGCAGUAGAGAAAUACACUGUCCCAGCGUCACUAAGAUGGGUGAGGAGCCCCCCAGGAAGCCUGACCACAGUCGAAAGGAAAAAGAAAAGCAUACAAAUGCUACGACGGGUGGUUUUGCCUCAGAGCCUCAGAGCUGUCCAGGUCUCCUCUGCAGGGACGUUGAAGAUACUGAGGUUACGCGUGGCAUCCUCCUGGGUGUGGGUCAGAUCUUUGCCUGUGGAGCUCUGUGGCCCUCCCUCCUCAUCCUCGGGGCUGUUCUGCUCUACUCACCCCUGCUGGCCGCUCACGCUCUGCUGGGAUCGGCAGUGGGAACGAUGGCUGGUCUAUCCAUGGCGGUGCGUCAUGAAUCUCUGUACUCAGGCCUGUCAGGGUUUAAUGGAUCCCUGGGCUGCAUGGCUGUUGGAGGACUCUUCUUCACCUUCAGCUGGAGGACACACCUCUUUGCCAUCGCCAGCGCUUGUCUCCGUAACAAGGUCAACCGCAGCCAACAUCCGUACCUUGUUACUGGACACACGUCAGCGACCUGGAGAGAGAUGAAGUCGGACUACCAGCCUGCAGUUGGGCAGCUACUCUGACAGCUACACUCAUGUUGCUGCUGACGGGCAGUUUAGCAGCAUACCGCAUCCCGAUGGCUCAGGUCAU
Molecule: messenger RNA, 3329 nt
Organism: Gasterosteus aculeatus aculeatus (three-spined stickleback)
Lineage: Eukaryota; Metazoa; Chordata; Actinopteri; Perciformes; Gasterosteidae
Source: RefSeq, a predicted model, not a curated record